AUGGCAGACGAUAGGAAAGAUGAAGCUAAGGCACCGCACUGGACCUCAGGUCAGAUAGCAGAAGCUUCUUCACAUCCACAUGCCGCAGAGAUGAAGGAGCAAAGCGGCACAGGGGAAGGACUGGUCAGAAGUGCUAAUGGGUUUCCAUAUAAAGAGGAUGAAGCUGGAGAAUAUGGUGCACAUGGACCACAGAGCUCAUAUUCCAGAACCAAAGAGAAUGGAAUCAAUGGAGAACUAACUACAGGAGAGAAAGACACUGCAGAAGAAGUAUCUGCAAGGAUAGUCCAAGUAGUAACUGCUGAAGCUGUGGCAGUUCUGAAAGGUGAACAGGAAAAAGAAGCCCAGCUCAAAGAUCAGCCAGCGCAAUUACCUUUAGCAGUUGAAGAGACAGCUAACCUGCCUCCUUCUCCACCCCCAUCACCUGCGUCAGAGCAGACUGGAACCCUGGAAGAAGCUGCUGGUGGUGAAAUAAACCAGACGCCUGGGGUGUUUAAGCAAGCAAAGGAAAAACUUUCAACUUCUUCUUUGUCAAAGAUUCCUGCCUCAAAGGUUAGAGCAAAGUCAUUGCUUCCUCCAAGACCCAGCUCUGCUUGCUCACUAAUCACCACUAAAAAAGUUGCUUUGCGCAAUAAAGACAAUUAUAUUGCGUGGCCCUCUUCAGCGGGCCCAAGGGACUAUUCAAAAACAGCUCAGGAUGGAAUAACCAAGAGUCCCGAAAAGCGUUCCUCUUUACCAAGACCUUCUUCCAUUUUACCCGCCCGAAGAGGUAUCUCAGCAGACAGAGAACGAGAUGAGAAUUCUUUCUCCCUGAACAGCACCAUCUCCUCCAUAAGACGAACUACAAGAUCAGAGCCUAUUCGAAGCCGAACAGGAAAAAGUGGUACAUCAACCCCGACUACUCCAGGAUCAACUGCCAUCACUCCUGGAACCCCACCUAGCUAUUCCUCUCGUACCCCAGGAACACCUGGGACCCCUAGUUAUUCCAGAACCCCACACACACCAGGUACUCCCACUUCUGCUAUUCUGGUACCCACUGAGAAAAAAGUUGCUGUCAUACGCACACCUCCGAAAUCUCCAGCAACCCCUAAGCAACUUCGUGUGAUUAAUCAACCUCUACCAGAUCUCAAGAACGUCAGGUCCAAAGUUGGGUCAACAGACAACAUCAAGUAUCAGCCUAAGGGGGGACAGGUUAGGAUUUUAAACAAGAAGAUUGAUUUUAGCGAUGUACAAUCCAGAUGUGGUUCAAGAGAUAACAUCAAACAUUCAGCAGGGGGAGGAAAUGUGCAAAUUGUAACCAAGAAGAUAGACUUGAGUCAUGUGACUUCUAAAUGUGGCUCCCUGAAGAAUAUCCGUCAUAGGCCAGGUGGGGGUCGAGUGAAAAUUGAAAGCGUGAAACUGGAUUUUAAAGAAAAGGCCCAUGCCAAGGUUGGCUCACUUGAAAAUGCCCACCAUGUGCCUGGAGGAGGUAAUGUCAAGAUUGACAGCCAGAAACUCAAUUUCCGAGAGCACGCGAAGGCCCGCGUGGACCAUGGCGCUGAAAUCAUCACCCAGUCUCCUGGCCGAUCAAGUGUGGCCUCCCCUCGGAGGCUCAGCAAUGUCUCCUCCUCCGGCAGCAUCAACCUGCUUGAAUCUCCUCAACUUGCCACCCUGGCUGAAGAUGUCACUGCAGCCCUCGCUAAACAGGGCUUAUGAAUUUGCUUUAUUAGCAGUGUUUGAAGUCAUAAUAUUUAGGCAUGAGUUCUUGCCAGGAAUGGGCUCUGAGCAGGUGUUAACAUUCAUUCUUUACUAUGUCUAAAAUUAAGUCACAUCCCAAGACUGUAGUAACCAUAAAAUAAAAACUGGGGGAAAGAUCCAUAUAGAUGCAGAAAUUGGCCUGAUUUCCAAUUACAGCAGGAAGAUCUUGGCUUUUCUAUGGGUACAAUUGCAGUAUAUUACAUUGGACAAUUAUUGUUGCUCUGCUCUGUCUUGCAUGGAGUAUGUACUAUGAUAACAAUGCAUUUUGACCUUCCAUGUGCCUGAAGGCCAUCCACUCCUUUUUUGAAGAGCCUUGUUCAAUCCCUUGAGUUGCUCAUUUGACCAUUUUGUUGAUGGAUAGAAUUAAGGAGCAUCUCCCCCUGUAAUUUAUCAACAGGUUAAUUUAAGCAGGAGAGUCUGAGGACCAUGUAGAAGGGCAAAUCAUGAUGUCAACGCUUCAGAAAGGGUGGGGUUAUUUUAUAUAAAUGGGUAGAAGAAAGAGGCAAUUAAGUUAUUAACAUUGUGGAAGUUGGAUAAUUAUGUCAGUGUAUAGCUGAUUACAAUAAAUUAUUUAACUAAUAAUUAAAUAAGUAGUGGGGGGGAAUCAUAUGAGCUGUACUGGGGAAGCAGCAUUUUUCUUUUUUAAGAGCAGUUACUGAAAUU
This is a messenger RNA of Python bivittatus (Burmese python), 2397 nucleotides long. Lineage: Eukaryota; Metazoa; Chordata; Lepidosauria; Squamata; Pythonidae. The record is from RefSeq and is a predicted model, not a curated record.